AAGAGGAUGCAAAUUUUUUGGCGAAUCUGAGACCCAACACCGAGAAAGAAGCGGUUUUACUUUGAUUGCAUUUCUCGCGCGAUUCGUUUCAGGUAGCAGCGUACGCGAACAGUGCAGUGGAUUGAUAAUCGAAGCGACGUCGUUGAGCGAUGGAAGGAGCUUGAGUAGUGGAUCUUUGAACUCUUAGGGAUUCGAAUAUUGUGCAAUGGAUUCGUGGCUCAAAGCCGCUGAAGGUUUGUUUGAAGUUGUAGAUCGAAGAGCGAAAUUGGUUGCCGGUGACGCAUCAGAUGAACAACAGUCUGAUUUCAAGUCUCCAGCAUCAAAUGGGCAAGGAUCUCAAGGCAAGAGGACAAAGUCAAAACCCAAGGCUCAAAAGGGACUAUCCAACUCAUCAACUGUAAUUGGUGAUACUGCUAAGGAGAAAAGUGGAUCUCCAGCAGCACCUGUUGACAUAACAACUCCAACAGACAAAGUUGAUCCUGAAAAUGAAGGGAGUGCUUCCACAUCUGCAAACCAACUGAAGAAGGAUCAGCAACCAACUGAUGCAACAUCACCUUUGUUAGGCACUUCAUUAUCAAAAACGCUAGCCAAUGAUGUUGAUAAACAUGACACAAAUGAUGCGGAAGCAUUAGCAAAUGAUACUGAUGCUGAAGUUGCCACUGUUGCUGCAAAUGGUGAUCCUUCCAAAGAGAAUGCUUCAGACAUUUGUGAGGUGGAUCCUCUUGUUCCCAAAGGAAUUGAUAGCCCUGGUGAUGGACCAACUAGUACUGGACAAAAUAUCAAAUCUGGAGAUUUUGAUACCAGUAAAAAUACGGAUCAAGAGAAAUCUGAAUCUGUGGCUGCUGAAAAAGCUUCUAACAGUGACACUAUACUCAAAGAUUCUGAUAUGAAGGUGGAAUCUAGUGUGAAUACAAAGAGCCAAGAGGACCAUAAAACUGACAUCUCUCCAGAAAAAGUACAGGAUCAACUUGAUGAGGCUCAAGGAUUGCUUGAAACAACAAAAUCUACUGGUCAGUCUAAAGAGGCAAGGUUAGCUCGGGUCUGUGCUGGACUGUCAUCUCGCCUUCAAGAAUACAAAUCUGAAAAUGCACAGUUAGAGGAACUUCUCACUGCUGAGAGGGAGCUGAGUAAAUCAUAUGAGGCUAGCAUAAAACAGCUACAGAAGGAUUUGUCUGAAAGUAAAAGGGAAAUAGCAAGAGUUGAAUCAAAUAUGGCCGAGGCUUUGGCAGCUAAAAAUGCUGAAAUUGAGGCACUUCUAAGUUCUAUGGAUGCAGUUAAGAGGCAGGCUGCAUUGUCAGAAGGAAAUCUAGCUUCCUUGCAGGCAAACAUGGAGUCGUUGAUGAGAAAUCGAGAACUAACAGAAACAAGGAUGAUGCAGGCUCUAAGAGAGGAGCUAGCAUCUGCCGAGCGAAGAGCAGAAGAGGAACGUGCUGCACAUAAUACUACCAAAAUGGCUGCCAUGGAAAGAGAAGUAGACUUGGAGCACAGAGCAGUUGAGGCAUCCACAGCCCUUGCAAGGAUACAGAAAGUAGCAGAUGAGAGGACCGCAAAAGCCACAGAACUUGAGCAGAAGGUGGCACUUCUUGAGGUCGAAUGUGCAUCUUUAAAUCAAGAACUCCAAGAUAUGGAAGUCCGUGUGCGCCGAGAACAAAAAAAAUCACCAGAAGAGACAAAUCAAGUAAUGCAGAUGCAGGCAUGGCAGGAAGAAUUGGAGCGUGCACGUCAAGGUCAAAGGGAAGCUGAAAACAAGCUAUCUUCCUUGGAGGCUGAAUUGCAAAAAAUGAGAGUUGAAAUGGCUGCCAUGAAGAGGGAUGCAGAACAUUACUCACGGCAGGAGCAUAUGGAAUUAGAGAAACGCUAUCGGGAACUGACUGACCUUUUGUACUACAAACAAACACAAUUAGAAACCAUGGUCAGUGAAAAAGCUGCCACAGAGUUUCAAUUGGAGAAGGAAAUUAAGCGUCUUCAGGAAGCACAGGCAGAAGCUGAAAGAAGUAGGGUUUCUCGUCGAGCAUCAUCGGCUUGGGAAGAUGAGACUGAGAUAAAAUCCCUUGAGGCUCUUCCUUUGCAUCACCGUCAUAUGGUUGGUGCAAGUAUUCAGUUGCAGAAAGCAGUGAAACUAUUGGAUUCAGGGGCUGUCAGAGCCACAAGAUUUCUCUGGCGAUAUCCAACAGCUCGAGUGAUUUUAUUUUUUUAUUUGGUUUUUGUACAUCUCUUCUUGAUGUAUCUCUUGCAUCGCCUUCAGGAACAAGCUGACAGUUUGGCUGCAAGAGAAGUUGCAGAAUCUAUGGGACUUGCUAACCAGAAUUUGCCAUGAAUUCUCAAAAUAUUCUAUUUAGGGCCUAUGUCAGGUGUUAAUCACUUCCUGACUACAUAUUUUCAAGUGUACAUUUCAGAUGCCGCUGCUUAUGGUGGCUUGAUAAUGAUUCUGCAAAGGACUAAAGUAAUACAAACCAAAAGUGAAACUUACGUACAGGAAUCUUAUGUCUCGAGGUGAUCUUAGAGAAACUGCUGCAAGUUGUGGUAGGGAAAAUUGCAAGACGCGCCUGUGAAUUGAGUUGGUUAAUUAUAUGUUUAUUCGUUUUUUUUCCUUCACCGAAAAUGUAUUUCGAGUGGAAGAAACGCUGUAGAUACUAAUUUCUUUUGUGAUAUCGUUCUUUUUCUUCGUUCGGAUGGCGAUUGACAAAUCUAAGGACUAAGGAAUACACUAAGCUUGAAUGAGACAUAAAUUGUAAGACAUAAAUGAGAAUGGACCUUUGAUGUUAUAUUUCCUAUUAUAAUCCAUGGUUAAAAGUGAAGGUGU
Messenger RNA from Abrus precatorius (Indian licorice), 2803 nucleotides. RefSeq names its product golgin candidate 1. Gene Ontology annotation, cellular component: Golgi membrane; Golgi cisterna. The coding region runs from base 206 to 2317 and encodes 703 amino acids. The transcript has 21 exons. Gene Ontology annotation, biological process: retrograde transport, vesicle recycling within Golgi; Golgi organization. The record is from RefSeq and is a predicted model, not a curated record. NCBI's taxonomy places the organism in Eukaryota, Viridiplantae, Streptophyta, Magnoliopsida, Fabales, Fabaceae.